Molecule: messenger RNA, 1752 nt
Organism: Calidris pugnax (ruff)
Lineage: Eukaryota; Metazoa; Chordata; Aves; Charadriiformes; Scolopacidae
Gene: IL6R
Product: interleukin 6 receptor
Exons: 10
Coding region: 164-1405 (413 amino acids)
Biological process (GO): cytokine-mediated signaling pathway
Cellular component (GO): membrane; external side of plasma membrane
Molecular function (GO): cytokine receptor activity; protein binding
Source: RefSeq, a predicted model, not a curated record
UGUGCCAGGGGGGGCCAGUGCCCAGCUCGGUGGGGAAUCGCUGGCUCAGCAGGAGCUGCCUCUUGCUCCGGCUCGGUGCCUCCUGCAAAUAUUGACACUGAGGCAAGGGGGAGCAGAUGGGCUCCCGCGGGACGCGGUGCUGGGACGCCUGGGAGCCAACGUCAUGUUGACCUGCUGGGACGAGGGGCCGGCGAACGUCACCGUGUCCUGGCGGGUGGAGGAGCGGGGGGCGGUGGCGGUGGGGGGCCGCAGCCGGCAGCUGGCGGAGGGCAACACGCUGCACCUGCAGCGGCUGCGCUACGAGGACUCGGGGCGCUACAGCUGCUCCGUGGGGGGCCGCCCCCUGCGCUCCCUGCGGCUGCUGGUGGAAGAGCCCCCCGAAACUCCCCACGUCUCCUGCUACCGCCGGAGCCAUGACAAAGAUGUCCUGUGCGAGUGGCCACAGCGGGUGAAGCCGUCCCCGGGGACGCGGGCCACGCUCUGGGUGAAGCGGAGGUUCUCGGCGGAGAACGCCACGGAGCAGCGGUGCCGCUACUUCUCCAAGGCGCGGAAGUUUGUUUGCCGGGUGAAGGUGCCGCCCGGCGCCGACGACACCAAACCCCUCGUGGUGUCCACCUGCGUCAGCAACGCUGCCGGUGGCUCGGCCGGCGAGGACAGGAUCAUCACCCUCAGCAGCGUCCUGAAGCCUGACCCCCCCCUCAACGUGACCGUGGAGGCGCUGGAAAAGGCGCCGCAGCGGCUGCGGGUCAACUGGUCCUACCCCUCCUCCUGGGACCCCCGCUUCUACUGGCUCCGCUUCCAGGUCCGCUACCGCCCUGAGCCCGCCCAGACCUUCACGGAGGUGGACCAGGUGAUGACGACGUGGCUGGACAUCCGUGACGCGUGGCGGGGGACGCGGCACGUGGUGCAAGUGCGGGCGCAGGAGGAGUUCGGCCACGGCACGUGGAGCGAGUGGAGCCGGGAGGCAGUGGGCACCCCCUGGACAGACCCCAGGGACCUCACCUCUGAAAUGGGACCCUUCAGCUCACAGUUCCCCAUGGAGGAUGGCACCUCCUGGGUGACGCUGCCCCCUGAGCUCUUCAGAGAUGCUGCUGAUGGUGCUGGUGGGGCCGUCGUGGAAGCCAGCGCCCGCUCCACGGCGUCCCCCUACCCCUUCCUGGUGGCCGGGGGGAGCCUGCUCCUGGGCAUUGCCCUCUUUGUGGGCAUCGUGGUGAGGUACAGACGGACGUGGCAGACGGGCGGGCAGCGCAGUGCCAAGCCGGAGGGCGAGGGGCAGCACGUGUUGGUGCCCCUGAGCCCCCCCAGUCCCCCGCUCAGUGACACCCCCCUGCUCUCAUCCCCUGCCCCCCCGGCCCCCGGGGGUCUCCACGUCACCAACUUGGACUAUUUCUUCUCAGGGCAGUAGCCAGGGGUUGGAUGCACUUGCAGGCGCCUGCGGGACAGGCCAGGGGUGGGGGCCUGGGAGCUGCCCCCCAUCCCCUGUCCCGGGAUUCCAAAAGCCACCCCCAUGGAGAACUAGCUGGGGCGGGGGGGGGCAAGAUGAGUCCCGGGGGGCCUGGCUUCGGGGCCGUGGCCAAGCUGGGGUGGCUGGGGGUGACAGCGCUGGAAGCUCGGCCGGGCCGGAGCGUGGGAGCGGGGCCGGGCUCUGCCCACGGGGCUGGGUUUGGGGGUCCCCCGGGGAAGGGUGUAACCUCCCACGGGUGUCAGGGAGGGGGGGGCCUGGCUGGAUCAGCCCCAUCCCUCUGCCCCGGC